Molecule: messenger RNA, 5528 nt
Organism: Uranotaenia lowii
Lineage: Eukaryota; Metazoa; Arthropoda; Insecta; Diptera; Culicidae
Gene: scny
Product: ubiquitin carboxyl-terminal hydrolase 36
Exons: 4
Coding region: 811-3879 (1022 amino acids)
Biological process (GO): protein deubiquitination; regulation of apoptotic process
Cellular component (GO): nucleus; cytosol
Molecular function (GO): cysteine-type endopeptidase activity; cysteine-type deubiquitinase activity
Source: RefSeq, a predicted model, not a curated record
UUUCUCGCUCGGUGUGACAUAUCCGGAUUUUCGGUCAUAAGUUCUCAUUCCUUCGAUUCUUGUUUUGUGCCUUUGUGUGAACGAUUUUUCAAACUCUAAUAAAUAAGGAGAAAUUAAGUCGAUAUUAUCCGAUUGAAGUGAUCUAAUAGUAAACUGUGAUGCUUUGAAUAACUGGCGGAAAGAAUUUUCUGUGCUCGGUGCUGCUCUUGGGUAGUAGACAAAAAUAAAUUCAAGCGCCGUUUGGUGCUCUGGCGCUACGAAACUUUGGGAGAGUGUUCUUUGUGACAGUUCUGUUUAAUAUAUAGGUUAUAUUAUAUACCUUCGUGGUCAUUAGUUUCUAGCACCCAUACUUGGGAAAAGUCACGUUGCAUCCAAUUUUUUUUUGGAUAUACCACUGUAUUCAAAAUACAUUCACGGCAUGAUAAGACAGGUGAUAAAUAAUAAUCCUUAUCAUCCUGAGAAGCUUCACUAUCAGUAACUUCAGACUGAGAUCAAAGAAAAGUUCUGUUCUUUGUCCGAGGUUUCUAAGCCAUGACACAACAAGAUAGAAAGUAAAACCAUAAACCAGACAUCGUUGAAAGGGAGACUGAUAAAGAGUGAAUAUAAAUGUCUCGUGUUAGAAAGCCGCUUGGAGGAAUCUAUUGAACUACAAUGAACGGAAACACACCUACACAGAAGAGUGUCGAACACUAAGCCAAGCCUGAUGACCUUCCGAAUGGUAUCGAUUUUCUGCUCAACCAUCGUUGUCAAUCCGUCGUCGUCGCUGUUGUUGUUCCUUGCCGAAGACAACAACAAAAAACGGCCGCUUCAAUGGCAAAAUUUGCUUCCCGUGGCCAACGAACCAAACGAAUCCGCAAACAGCCACAGCCGCGGCCAUCCAUGGGGCCAAAAAUGGUGAGCGUGUCCUCUGCCCUGGCCGUGGUUCCGGUGGAGACCAUGCGAGUUCUGAGGAUUGUUAAGCUACGGCUGUUGGCAGUUUAUCAGCUUAUUACGAGAAUCCUAGUGAGCUGGUGGUUCCGGUGGAACUCGUUCCUGUUGCGGAUCAACCAAAGGAACACACCGGUAUCUCGUAGAAAAUUUCCGCCGAACGAGGAAACUUGGACCAAUCAGAACAACAGUAUGAUAGAGCACGUGGAUGGAGAUGAUUUCGAAUGGGUGAACGACGAUGGCACCUCUGCAGGCGCCGCCUCCAAAGAUCAACUGCCGCAACCGAAACAGGUGCUCUAUCCGAGGGAGAGUGUUCUGACCGGCUGGAAGGCCACCGGCUUCAAAUGGAAUCCAGGGGCAGGUAUGAUCAAUGUCGGAAACACUUGCUAUCUCAACUCGACCCUGCAGGCGCUAUUCCAUGUGCCCGCCAUCGCCAACUGGCUGCUGUCGGACAAGGAACAUCGGGAGCGCUGCGUCGAUAGUGGUCAAGAAUGUAUCAUUUGUGCAAUGGCAAAGACGCUCAUCAUUUCUCAAAGCGGCCAAGGAGCAAUCAAACCGCAGCUUGUGUACUCGAAGCUGCGAUUGGUAUGCAAACAUCUGGUUCCCGGUCGGCAGGAAGAUGCACACGAAUUCUUGCGUUACCUGGUGGAAGCCAUGGAAAAGUGCUACCUUUUGCGGAUCCCAAAUAGCAAAGGCUUGGAGCAGUACAGCAAGGAAACCACGCCUUUGAAUCAAAUUCUUGGAGGCUAUCUCAGAUCAGAAGUUAGAUGUAUGUCUUGCUAUCACGUAUCAACUACUUUCCAGCAUUUUGAGGACCUGCUCCUGGACAUCAGAAAAGCUAACUCGAUUGAGGAAGCUCUCGAUGUCCAUUUCGCCAGGGAAAGACUGGAAGAGAUGCAAUACAAAUGUGAAGCUUGCAAGAAGCGUGUUGCUGCAACAAAGCAGUUCUCACUAGAACGUGCACCUUUUGCGCUUUGCAUCCAGCUGAAGCGCUUUUCAAUGCUAGGGAGCAAAAUAAAUAAGCAUGUGGAACUUCGAGAACGGCUUGACUUGUCCCCUUACAUGUCACAGAAAACUAAUAGACCUCUCACCUAUAAGCUGGUUUCGAUGGUAACCCAUCUUGGAACAACACAGCACUGUGGCCACUACACGGCCAUCGGAUGUACUGAAAGUGGAAGCUAUUACGUGUUCGACGACAGUUCUGUUCGGCCAAUCAAUAUCCAGAAUGUCACCAACACGAAUGCCUACAUUAUUUUCUAUGAACUGGAAAACGUUCAGAAUGGUAUUAAAACCAGCGCUAGCAGCACUGCCACAUCUGCUUCGUACGUUCCUGGGAGUUCAUCGAUCGGGAAAAUUGGGAGUUUCAAUCGAACCGGACCGAGCACAAGUGGAAACUCGCCAAUCACGGCGACCCCUCGAAGUUUUGGGUCUAGCAGCAACUAUAGCAACAACCCUCAUCUCCCAAGUAAAUCUGAAAAUAGGCCAAAUUUUAUUGGGCCAAUGCUGCCUCAGAGCCAAAACUCGGAAAAAGCGGAAAAGCUGGUUAACGGGCUAAACCGAUCACGAAACACCUUGGACAUCGAAGAUGAAAAUAAGUCUGAAAGUCUUAUGAAUUCAACUCGUCUCUCACCCGUAUCGUCCACCACUUCCACACUUUCCACUCCGUCUCCGGUGAAACAGACAAAUUCUGGCAACCUAGCAAGUCCCAGCAAGUUCGGCAAAAGUCCACAAAACUUCAAGAGCAAAUUGUCUGCCACCAGCGGCAGUAACAACGGUAGUUUUAAAUCUUCUUCCACCACAUCGCUAGUGUCCUCUUCUGCAGUAGUUCCAUCUCCACCACCUAUCCUACCAUCGAUGCCUAAACUUUGUAAUAGUCCCACAGCAGCGAAGACCGCCAGUUUCGGGGGAGAAAAAAACUCGCUUUACUCAAGCCAAUCUGUCAACAACGGCCUCAAUGGGCACAACAAGACUGGCAACAAAACGCUAAGCCUGGUGCCGUACGAUCCGGAUGACGAUUACGAGGACGAUGAAGAGGAAGAGGAGGACAACAAGAUAAAAACCAACGGUCCCAGUGAACGACUGCACUCCAAAGCCGGUCCGGGCUCAAAGGUGUUUGCUGAAGCCGACGAGGAUUCAUCUUGCUCACCGAAGUCGCCCAGUGUUAUCAAAACAAAAACUGGCCUGUGGCAGGUUAUCGACAAUCGCCCUCAAACCAGUAGCAGCAGCAGCAGCGCCCACAGCAGCAAGAACAAUUCACCUGCCACUUCAGGAAAUUCUUCACCGGCCAGCUACAGCCAGGGAUCCGGAUAUCAUAAUCAAACCAAUAACAACAGUGGUGUCCGGCAGUAUGGAAAUCAGAACAACACCAAUGGUUACAAUAACGGUAAUCAGUACAAAAAUAACAGCAUGCGCAACAACAACAGCAACAACAACGGUGGGGGCGAUGUGGUAAGUCAACUGCAGAAGAUGAGCCACCGGGGAUACGGUGCACCGGUUCGUAGCUGGAACGGUCAGACAACCGUCAUGGAGCGAGAAUUGGCUAACGACCGGCGAGAGGAACGCAAACGGCAAGCCGAAGACGAUCAGGAAACGGAAAUGGAUCGCGGUCGAACGAAGAAAAUUAAAAUGCACAUGAAUGGUAACGGUAAUCAGAACGGUAUGCAUAAUUAUUUCCAAAACUAUCAGAAUCAGGUAAACGGAGGCGGGGGAAAUUUCCAAAACAAUAACCGUAACAACUACAAAUGGAACGGAGGGAGUAACAACGGUGGCAAAUAUGGGAACGGUAACCAAAACUACCAGAACCGUAUGUUUCACAACGGAAAUCACAGAAACAAUAACCACAAUGGGUUUCGUAAUAAACACCAUGGUCGUAAUGGGUAUUUUAACAAAUCGCAUCAUCAUCGCCAACGCGAUAAUGGCAAUGGUAACAGCAAUGGCUAUCAUAAUCGAUAGGUCGCGGGGGUCCCAUCAAUCAGAACCGCCACCAAACAUUUUCGGGGAGAGAGAUUUUUCGUUGGAUUAGGAAUUGUUACUAUUGGAUUACGAUUCUUAGGUUCUUAGACCUAUCUACGAGAAAGUUGAAUUGUUUAUUUCUUCUUUUAACGCAUCAUAUUUAGAUUUUUAGACGUAAUUCUCCCUUUAACUUUUUUUUUGUUGUGUAAAUGUGUAGAUAAGUAGUAGCCUCCGUGAAGAAGGAUAUUUUUUAACAACGGAAAUAAACUCGUCAGCAAAAAGAAGAACAUCAAAGGUUGAUCUUUUGAGACAGUUUAUCUGCCAGAAAAUUGCAUUUCCGAUCCAUUUCUGCGUUUUGUAAACUGAUUCAAAAAAGAGAGUACAUAAAACAAGUUACUCACUUACAAAUUGCUUGUGUAAAUAGUCCUUAGGCAUCUUGAUAAACAUUUUAACUGGAACGAGUGAACCAGUUAACAAAAGAAAAAUAAAUCAAUUGGAACUUCAUUAUUAUCAUGUUGAACGAAUGUAAAUAGAAAUCUAUGAAGCGAGUAAGAAGAAGGAAAAAAUACCUCUAAAAUUGUUUUGACUUUGAAGAGAAAUUGAGGAAAGAAAAGUAUGAAAGAACAGAACAAUAUACAUUUAUAUACCUGUAAACAGUGAAAUAAAGUAGACUUAAUAUUAGCAACUAUAAUAAUAUACCUACUUAUACACCUAUGGCAUAGCGCUUAGUCUAAAUUUAUUAUUAUAGAGAAAAGGAUAAAAAAAACCCACACGCUUCAACGGUCCCUUCAAAACAGACUGAUAAUUUUUCCCUGGUUUAGCGAAAAUAAAGAAAACAACCUCUUCAGAUUUCUGCGUUCAAAAUCCAAUACAAACUGUGCGUCGUGUAGUUCCGCAUAGCGAGAAAUAUAGGAUCAAACAAAGGCACUAUGAAAUUCUGACCUUUAGGCUCGCUCGAGUACGGACGUUCAACAGAAAAAAAAAGUUCCUUCAUUUCUAAGUUGAAAAAUCAUACCAACUACCUAAAUCAUUUCUAUGCAUGUGUGUGCGGGUAUGUCGAAUCAAGGCCGCUGCUCUCGAAAAGUUCAAAACUGAUCGGGUACGGAAGAUGCGGCGGUAAAUUUAAUCUAAAAAUUCACAUCGAUCUUAUUCCCGUGUGGACCUUAAACAUUACGGCACGUGGUAAAAGAUUUGCAGACCUCAUCUGCCAAAAAUGUAUUGACACAAAUCGGAAGUGCAUUGUAAAAGUUGUAUUAUUAUGAAACUAAUCAAUCAAAAAUUAAUUAAAAAAAGAUUAUUAUUCCAGUAUGAAGAAAACCAAAAUCCGGAAAAUUUAAUAUCUAUGCAAAAUUCAGAUAUGAUUCAAAAUAUAGAAAUAUUGGAACGAGGAAUGAAGAAUUCGAAUGCUCUUGUGCUAACUAGUAAAGACAAACUAAAUUGGAACCGAUGGGGGAAUGAACUCUUAGUUGUACAUAUAGAUACUAUAUCUGAACUAAAUUAUGACUACAUCUAUGCAAACGAAUGCUUAUCGAGGGAUGUGCAAAAAAAUGAGAGUGAUUGGAGGAAUGAAUCGUUGACAAAAGUUAGGAAGCGUGGUUUUCAUUUGAAGAAUGAACGAAUAAAAAAAACCACAAAAACAUGCUGUAAAU